This is a messenger RNA of Neopelma chrysocephalum (saffron-crested tyrant-manakin), 395 nucleotides long. RefSeq names its product neuralized-like protein 4. NCBI's taxonomy places the organism in Eukaryota, Metazoa, Chordata, Aves, Passeriformes, Pipridae. The record is from RefSeq and is a predicted model, not a curated record. The annotation marks the transcript as partial. The transcript has 4 exons. Gene Ontology annotation, molecular function: ubiquitin protein ligase activity.
CCGUGGUGUCCCCUCAGGUGUCACGGCCAUCCGCCCCGAGGACCUGGAGUUCCCCAACACCAUGACUGACAUCGACUACGACACCUGGAUGCUCAGUGGCACUGCCAUCAUGCAGGACGGGAACACGAUGAGGAACAACUACGGCUGCGACCUGGACGCGCUGGGGACGGGGGCCCGGAUCGGGAUGAUGCGAACGGGCACCGGGGACCUGAGAUACUUCAUCGACGGGGCCGACCAGGGCGUGGCCUGCUCGGGGCUGCCACCAGAGGUCUAUGCCGUGGUGGAUCUCUAUGGUCAGUGUGUCCAGGUGUCCCUGACCGGUGCCACCGGCCCCGCUGACAACAGCCUGGCCCCCGGAGCCCCCCCGGAGAAGGCCUGUCCACCCCCCUCCCCAG